Antechinus flavipes (yellow-footed antechinus) is the source of this 2927-nucleotide messenger RNA. It is a transcript of the gene FGR, whose product is annotated as FGR proto-oncogene, Src family tyrosine kinase. The record is from RefSeq and is a predicted model, not a curated record. The coding region runs from base 635 to 2389 and encodes 584 amino acids. Lineage: Eukaryota; Metazoa; Chordata; Mammalia; Dasyuromorphia; Dasyuridae. Gene Ontology annotation, biological process: cell differentiation; cell surface receptor protein tyrosine kinase signaling pathway; innate immune response. The transcript is spliced from 12 exons. Gene Ontology annotation, cellular component: extrinsic component of cytoplasmic side of plasma membrane. Gene Ontology annotation, molecular function: non-membrane spanning protein tyrosine kinase activity; ATP binding; signaling receptor binding.
AGAGAGAGAGAGAGAGAGAGAGAGAGAGAGAGGUAACAGCACUUGGAAUCGCCUCUCAAUUCUGCUACUUGCCACCUGGUGUAAUGGUGGCAAAUCAUUCCUGUUUGGAUCUCAGUCUCUGGUAAGAUGAGGAAAUUGGACCGAAUGAUCUUUGAUGUAUUGUCCAGCUCCAGAUUUUAUUUAUCAGCAUCAAACUGAAGCAUGGUGGGACUGUCAGGACCACCAGCUCUGUCCUUCCCCCCUCAAUUUCCCCGGUCCCUUCUUUCCCCAUAUUCUCCUCCCCUCCCAGUCAGAACUGUCCCCAGAGGUCUGGGCUGUGGCUGGAGUUCUGGGGAUCAUUGUCCAGAAAAAUGUGGGGAGAGCAGGGAGAGGGUCAUCGGCAACCAGGGCAGGGACCAUCUGGAAGCCAAUUUCCCAGAGAACCUUUAGGUGUCGGUGGAUCCAGGACCACAAACAUUAGAACUCCACUUAAGCUGAGGCGUGAGCCUGUGUGCUAGGGGCUGAGAGUGGCUAGGUGACAGGGAUUAGCUGGAAGAAAAUGGAAGGCAAAUGGCUCUGAGACGCAGGAGUUCUGAAUUCUAGCACCACAGGCUGAACUUCUCUCCUCCCCAAGUCCCCCAAGAAGGGAGGGAAGAUGGGGCUGGGCCGGAGGGUCAGCGGGGGACGCGGGGAGCUUCGGGCUGUCCGUGCCUUCCAUCUUCUGUCUGUCUGUCCCUCAGGGAGCUGGCCGUUCCGUUCAGACCAUGCUGCUGUUCCCUUGACCUCAGUGGCUUGGGACCUGAAGGCUCCCGCCAUGGGCUGCGUGCCCUGCAAGGAGAAGGCUGGAUCGGACGCCAAGCUUGAGGCCCUCCACGAGGACAUUGCGAAAGGGGGGCAAGGCUAUGGGGACCGCUACAGUCCCGAGCCAACCAGGGUCACCUCCUCGUCUCCCUCCCACGUGCCCAGCAUCAGCCAUUGCCCCCAGCAAAUACUCAGCGGGUCGUCCUUCCUGACUGCCAUCCCCCCCAAACCUGGAGGCAUCGCAGGGGCCGGGGUGACCCUCUUCGUGGCUCUUUAUGGGUACGAUGCCAGGACUGCCGAUGACCUCACCUUCACCAAAGGAGAAAAAUUCCACAUCCUCAACAACACCGAGGGCGACUGGUGGGAGGCCAGAUCCCUGAGCUCCGGACGCACUGGAUACAUCCCCAGCAACUAUGUGGCUCCUGUGAACUCCAUCCAGGCAGAAGAGUGGUACUUUGGGAAAAUAAGUCGAAAGGAGGCUGAAAGGCAGCUGCUGGGCCCCAGCAACCCUCGAGGAACCUUUCUUAUCCGGGAAAGCGAGACUACUCAAGGGGCCUAUUCUCUGUCCAUGAGGGACUGGGAUGAGAAUAAAGGGGACCACAUAAAACAUUACAAGAUCCGUAAACUGGACAAUGGCGGGUAUUACAUCACCACGCGGGCCCAGUUUGAGUCCGUCCAGAAGUUGGUGGAGCACUACACCGAAGUCAACGACGGACUUUGUUACCUCCUCACGAAGCCUUGUGUUGUCAUGAAACCAGGAACCCUGGGCUUGGGUAAAGACGCCUGGGAGAUCAGCAGAGACUCCAUCACCUUGGACAAAAAACUGGGCAUGGGCUGCUUCGGGGAUGUGUGGAUGGGCACUUGGAACGGCUGCACCAAGGUGGCCGUGAAGACCCUGAAGCCGGGCACGAUGUCUGCGCCGGCCUUCCUGGAGGAGGCCCAGAUCAUGAAGCGGCUGCGCCACGACAAGCUGGUGCAGCUGUACGCCGUGGUGUCGGAGGAGCCCAUCUACAUCAUCACGGAGUACAUGAGCCACGGGAGUCUGCUGGAAUUCCUCAAGGAGGGGGAAGGCCGCGACCUGACUCUGCCCUACCUAGUAGACAUGGCGGCCCAGGUGGCCGCAGGGAUGGCGUACAUGGAGCUCAUGAAUUACAUUCACCGAGACCUGCGGGCAGCCAACAUCCUGGUGGGGGACAGACUAGUGUGCAAGGUCGCCGACUUUGGGCUGGCCCGGCUCAUUGAGGAUAAUGAGUACAACCCCCGCCAAGGUGCCAAAUUUCCCAUCAAGUGGACAGCUCCAGAGGCCGCGCUCUUUGGCAGGUUCACCAUCAAGUCGGAUGUCUGGUCUUUUGGGAUCCUGCUCACGGAACUCAUCACCAAGGGCCGGGUCCCCUACCCAGGCAUGAAUAACCGGGAGGUGUUGGAGCAGGUGGAACGGGGUUACCGAAUGCAGUGCCCUCCCGGAUGCCCGCCGUCUCUGUAUGAGGUCAUGGAACAGUCCUGGCGGCAGGUCCCGGAGGAGAGGCCGACUUUUGAAUACCUCCAGUCCUUCCUUGAGGACUACUUCACCUCCACGGAGCCCCAGUACCAGCCAGGGGACGAGUCCUAGCCCAUGGAGCGCCGGGCACCCUGAGCCCUGCCCACCAGGGCUCUCCUCCUGAGCCCUUUCCCUGCCCUUGGCAGCUCCAUUCCAGGGCCUGGCUGGGGAACAGGUCCGGGACCUUCUCCAUCCCUACUUCUACUCCAGGUCCAACUGCCCUGAAAAGGAUGCACUUGAACGGCCUCCGACUUUCUCUUCUUAAUCUUCAGGUUUCACUAGUGCAUCCUCAGCCUUCCCAAGUCUUAAGGUCCAUCCUUGGUACUCCAGAUCCCGCUGCUCUGACCUUAUUAUUUAUGAAGCCAUUCUCCCUCCUUUUCCUGAGCCCUAACAAUCCUCUCUGGAUACCUGCCCACCCCCCCCCCCAGGCCCUUUCCUCUUAUUUGUCCUUCCCCCUCUUGUGGCCCCCAUCUCUGUCCCCUCCAGGUUCUUUCUGCCUCUUUUGCUGCUGUACCUAGAACUGGAGGCGGGGUGGGAGGAGGACCAUACUCUAUUGCCUGUGUGUUUAUUUUUUAAUCAAUUCUGUAAAUAAAGAAAAAAUUGUCUCUCA